Aspergillus brunneoviolaceus CBS 621.78 is the source of this 639-nucleotide messenger RNA. RefSeq lists its product as uncharacterized. The transcript has a single exon. The record is from RefSeq and is a predicted model, not a curated record. The coding region runs from base 1 to 639 and encodes 212 amino acids. NCBI's taxonomy places the organism in Eukaryota, Fungi, Ascomycota, Eurotiomycetes, Eurotiales, Aspergillaceae.
AUGAGUGUGCUUCCCAUCUCGUCUCAGCGAUUCUUCUCAAGGCUGCGCAGCACCAGCCUCCUUUCCACAACCCAGCAAGGCUUCCAUUCCCCCCAUCUCCACGAAGUUCGCGCGAACUGCGGCUGGGGCGAUUCUUAUAUCUACGGGUCCUUCCUAACGCCCUUUUUCUAUUUCCCCGCCGUUCGCCGGAUAAGUGGCAGCUUCAUCGGGGCGGAUGGAGGGACUGUGGACUUGCCGCUUCUGGUUCACCGGCCAGCAUGCAGCGUGAAAGAAAUCGCUUUUCAGAAGGUCUACUCUUCCGACACGAUCCUCCGCUGGCUUGAGGCGAGCCCCGAUCUCGAGCACGUUGCGUUCCAGCUCUCCGUUCAUCGCGACGAUAGGUGGACUGAUUUCGAUGCAUUGGAAUUCCGGGAAGCUCUUCUUCCCUCUCGACAGACGCUGAAGACCCUGCGUCUGGAAGUGGACGAGUAUUUUGAUGAGACAAUUACUGACUACCAAGCCGAGAACGAGGAGCCGUUUGGCGCUUUCACGAAUUUUACUAUGCUCCAGGACCUGGUCAUCCGGCAUGCACACCGACCAAUGCCCGGUGUUCUUCUGAGGCGGACAUUGUGUUUCUUCGCAAAGGACAGAGCACUCUGA